GUAGCAUCUAAACAAACAUCACUUUGCGGGCCGCUUUCGAUUGGGCGCAUGGGCCGGUGGAGCCUCCUUCUUCUCGUUGUGGCUCGUGGAGACCUCGUUGGAGGAUGGAAGAAUGGAGUUAUCCUCGACCACAUUGCAAGACAAGAGAUAGUGAAUCAAGCCAAGGCUGAGAUAAGAGCCCUUGACGGCGGCGUUUGCCCCAAGAGUUUUCGUGGAUUCUCCAAUGGCUAUGAUUAUGGCAUCGGCUGUGCAUUUGUGGAGAAGAACUUGGCAGACCUGAAGGGUAAGGGCUGUCGCUGUCCCAGCUUUCUCGAUGUUUGUGCCACAAAGCCGCGCUUCCGCAGCACAAGCCAGCUCCAUGACGAUUUGGUCCGACUGACCGUCCCACUACUUGGGUAUUGUCGCACAGGUGCCUGGGUCUUUGUUCUUUGCGGUGCGCUGCUUCUGGGAGCAUGGGGAGGCAUUGCAUUGCUUUUGAGGAGAAGCCGCGUGCAUGUCUCCAGGAGAGAAGAAGCAGGACAAGCCUAAGCCAAAGCUGCUGCGGCUCAGAAAAAA
Durusdinium trenchii is the source of this 555-nucleotide messenger RNA. Lineage: Eukaryota; Dinophyceae; Suessiales; Symbiodiniaceae. The record is from the annotation of a GenBank genome assembly.